CUCGAUGCAGAGGCCCUGGAGAUGAUUUUUAUGGUGGCCAAGCACUCAAACGCAGCUAUUGCCGAGAUGGAACGGCUGCAGAACCUCUGGGGGGUGUACGAGCGCCUGGGCCUCGAGGACGACAUCGUGGAUCCCUCCAACCAGCUCAUCAAGGAGGGGCCCAUCCAGAAAGUCUCCACCCGCAACAACAGCACGUCGGAGAAGUACCUGUUCCUGUUCAACAACAUGCUGCUCUACUGCGUGCCCAAGGUUAUCCAGGUGGGCGCCGAGUUCCAGGUCCACCUCCGCAUCGACGUGGAUGGCAUGAAGGUGCGGGAGCUGAAGGACUCGCAGUGUCCUCACACCUUCCUGGUGUCGGGAAAGCAGCGGACGCUGGAGCUGCAGGCCAGGUCUGAGGAGGAGAUGAACGCCUGGAUCGAGGCCUUCCAAGAUGCCAUUGCCAGGAAGGAGAAGAGGAGUGAGACCUUUAAGACCGCGGGGCUGGGCCCACCCGGGCCACCUAGCCAGCCCCAGUGCUGCCCUCUCCUGCCCCAGACGGAGGAGCUGGGCCGCCGAGCUCCGCAGUGGGUGCGGGACAACCUGGUGAGCAUGUGCAUGCGCUGCCGGGAGCCCUUCAGCACCAUCGUGCGGCGGAGGCACCACUGCCGGGCCUGCGGAUACGUGGUGUGUGCUCGCUGCUCCAGCUACAGGGCUGAGCUGCAGUACGACGGGAACCGCCCGAGCCGCGUCUGCCUGCACUGCUACAGCCUCCUCACCGGCCACGUCCUGCCCCAGGACAGGGAGGGGAAGCCCAAAGGCAUCCUGGAGGUGAGCUCUGCCACUCCCUGCAGGAGUUUGCUGUGCAGCUCCCUGCAGCUGCUGGACAAGAACGGCAAGGGGGGCACCCGGGGCUGGGUGGUGAUCCCGCAGGACGACCCCCUGGUGCUCUACAUCUACGCAGCCCCCCAGGACGUCCGAGCCCACACCUCCAUCCCGCUGCUGGGCUACCAGGUGAGGGACCUGGGCCAGGGCGACUCGGGGCACCUCUUCCAGCUGGCCCAGUCGGGGCAGGUCCACACCUUCGCCGCC
Messenger RNA from Merops nubicus (carmine bee-eater), 1068 nucleotides. RefSeq names its product FYVE, RhoGEF and PH domain containing 2 (gene FGD2). Gene Ontology annotation, biological process: cytoskeleton organization; filopodium assembly. The annotation marks the transcript as partial. The record is from RefSeq and is a predicted model, not a curated record. Gene Ontology annotation, molecular function: metal ion binding. Gene Ontology annotation, cellular component: cytoplasm. Lineage: Eukaryota; Metazoa; Chordata; Aves; Coraciiformes; Meropidae. The transcript is spliced from 10 exons.